AUGCCUUCCUCAACAACACGACUCAUCUUCAGCAUCUCCCUCCUGUCCUCCCUCAUCACAGCCCAAGAAGUCACUCCAUCUCCCUCAGCAGCAGCCCCAGUCGACUGGGCCACCGUCGUGACCUGGCCCGCAGGCUGCGAAUCUUGGGCCAACCCCUGCCCCGCUGGCGCAAAAACAUCCGGCGUCGCACCUACCCCCGCAGCUGAAGCGCCUGCCACAUGGAGCUCCGACCCCAACUACACGAACGGAUUCACAAGCUACCUCACUGAGACGGACAGCAACGGUGUUAUCACUGGCAUGCCGCCCAAAGCCACGAGCGCGGGUGGACAAGCCAGCGUACUGUCCGAUCAGAGCUCGUGGCUUUCUGCUUAUGGGUCGACAACGCUCAGCACGCAAACUACUAGUGAAGAGUCGUCGGCGGCUUCAGCUACAUCCAGCCAGUCUGGUAGCUUCGUGAUUGCUACCAGUACGGCCACGAGCACUCCAUACCAGGGUGCCGCGAACACGAUCGUGGUGAGGACUGGUGCGGUCAUGGGUCUUGUUGGAGGAGUUGCUGCUCUACUUCUGUAG
Molecule: messenger RNA, 570 nt
Organism: Cyphellophora attinorum
Lineage: Eukaryota; Fungi; Ascomycota; Eurotiomycetes; Chaetothyriales; Cyphellophoraceae
Exons: 2
Coding region: 1-570 (189 amino acids)
Source: RefSeq, a predicted model, not a curated record